This is a messenger RNA of Cercospora beticola, 351 nucleotides long. The record is from RefSeq and is a predicted model, not a curated record. Lineage: Eukaryota; Fungi; Ascomycota; Dothideomycetes; Mycosphaerellales; Mycosphaerellaceae.
AUGCCGAGUCUGAUUAUUGUUGCUGGAAUAGUAACCAUGGCUGUGGCUCUGGCUGCGCGGCGUGGUCGCGUAGAUGUCGUCGUAGCGCUGCUUGCGCUGCACUCUGCUGCUGCUCGGCCUAUUCGGCCGAUAGUUGUGGAUAGCGGCCAGACUGCCCGUGGUGAACUUGAGCUCGCCUCCAGGAUGCGUGGGUGGCGUCUCCUUCCCGCCGGCCAGAUCGAUGUCGGAAAUCCAGUACUCGCAGCGAAGGUCACCGUGACUUCCCCAUUGCCGGAAGCCGAAUUUGGUGGUCGUCAUGGUGAAUAUGGGACAGCAGCAUGCGUGGAGGGGGCGCGUGAAGUGGGAUGGUGA